UCCGCCGGGCCGGGCAGGACGAGAUGGCGGCGCUGGGCGAGCCGGUGCGGCUGGAGCGAGACAUCUGCAGAGCAAUUGAAUUGCUGGAGAAAUUACAGAGAAGUGGAGAAGUGCCACCACAAAAGCUACAGGCAUUGCAAAGAGUCCUUCAAAGUGAAUUCUGUAAUGCUGUAAGAGAGGUGUAUGAACACGUAUAUGAAACUGUGGAUAUCAGCAGUAGCCCAGAAGUUAGAGCUAAUGCAACAGCAAAGGCCACGGUAGCUGCAUUUGCUGCUAGUGAAGGUCAUUCUCAUCCCAGAGUGGUUGAACUACCCAAAACCGAAGAAGGUCUGGGCUUCAACAUUAUGGGAGGCAAAGAACAAAAUUCUCCAAUUUAUAUCUCUCGAAUUAUCCCUGGAGGUAUAGCUGACAGACAUGGAGGACUGAAACGUGGAGACCAGCUGCUUUCUGUGAACGGAGUGAGUGUUGAAGGUGAACACCAUGAAAAAGCAGUAGAACUGUUGAAGGCAGCUCAAGGAAAGGUGAAAUUAGUGGUGCGAUAUACACCGAAAGUCCUUGAAGAGAUGGAGUCAAGAUUUGAAAAAAUGAGAUCGGCAAAACGAAGGCAGCAGAAUUAACACUGUGUGCAAUAACUUAAAGCAAAAAUAUAUAUUCCUUUUACAUUUUAUAGUUUCUUUGUGACUCAGUUGAUCCAAUGCCUGUCAUAAGACCCUGUCGUUUUCAUAGAAUCAUGGAACAAUUGAGGUUGGAGGAACUCGAUCUAGUCCAUUCCCCAGCUCAGAGGAGGGUCAGCUAGAGCAGGUUUCUCAGGAGUGUGACAAGCUGGUUUAUUAGAUAUCUCUAAGGA
Molecule: messenger RNA, 847 nt
Organism: Sturnus vulgaris (Common starling)
Lineage: Eukaryota; Metazoa; Chordata; Aves; Passeriformes; Sturnidae
Gene: LIN7C
Product: lin-7 cell polarity scaffold C
Molecular function (GO): protein binding
Source: RefSeq, a predicted model, not a curated record